AUGACAGAGGUAUGCAAUAACUGCAAAAGUCUUUUGGGCCAAACUGAAUAUUACAAAAAAGAACCGUCUUCUCGGUUAUUAACAAAAGACGACCUCUUCUGCGUUUUCGCCCACACAAACGACUCGUCCAAAGUGUAUAAAGAGUUACCAUUCGCGGUGGAAACCAGCUAUUCCGGCCGUCAGAUUGUACGGUGUUCCGCCGUGCCACGUCACCAAAGUGUAUCACUCGCCGUUAAGGGAUGGACGGUUGAUAAUCGUUUCCUGGUGGGAGCCACAUACCAGUGGGAUAGGCUGGUUUACGACGCCGUGAUCGACCACGAUAACACCACGGUGGCGUUUGUCAAGGGUUUAAAUCUACGGCCAGGAAAAGUUGCUGACGUGUCAAGAUACGAGUGCGUGUACGGUUGGGAUUUAGCGAAGCCCAAGCUUUUGCUUAGGUCACAAGUUAUCUCUGCGGCCCAAGAGAUCGUACGGUGCAAAACGCCACUAACAGUGUUAACGGGCCCACGAGUGGCCCAAUCUCCUGCGGUUAAAGUCUCUGUGAGAAUCAAAGGAAGUGGGAUGCUACCUUCCGUUGCCCACCCAAUAAACCAUCCGGUUCGGGUCAAAGACUUGACCUAUGGUGAAGGAAAACAAUUCGAGACAUGUGUUUGCACCAUGACACGAAACGCGGCCAACGUUUUGAGAGAAUGGGUGAUGUAUCAUGCUGGAAUCGGCGUUUCACGAUGGUUCAUCUACGACAAUAAUAGCGAUGACGACAUAGUUUCCGAGGUCGAGAAUCUAAAAAACUGCGGUUACAACGUUUCUAGACACUUUUGGCCGUGGAUCAAAACUCAAGAAGCUGGGUUUGCUAACUGCGCGAUUCGAGCCAAACGCGAUUGUGAAUGGGUCGCGUUUAUUGACGUCGACGAGUUUUUUUACAUCCCGUCUGGUCAAACCUUAACCCAAGUCAUAAAAAAAUACACAACACCAUUAUCAUCAUCGGCUAGCAUGAUUGGUGAAAUACGAACGUCAUGUCACAGUUUCGGACCUUCUGGUCUUAAAGAUCCACCUCGUCGUGGAGUCAUGGCAUCUUACACGUGUCGUAUGUCGCAACCGGAGAGACACAAGAGCAUAGUUAGACCAGAAACGCUAAACACGACGCUUAUAAACGUUGUGCACCACUUUCAACUAAAAGAAGGGUUCACGUUUGUUGACGUUGAAAAGGAUGCGAUGAUAAUCAACCAUUAUAAAUAUCAGGUAUGGGAUAUUUUUAAGGAGAAGUUUAAAAGAAGAGUGGCAACAUAUGUAGCGGAUUGGCAGGACAAGGAGAAUGUCGGGUCGAAAGAUAGGACACCCGGGUUAGGGACACGACCCGUUGAACCGUCUGAUUGGGCUGAGAGGUUCUGCGAAGUGAGAGAUAAUGGGCUCAAGGAUUGGGUAUUGGAGAAUUUCGUGGACCGUAAAACGCAGCGUUUAGUGUGGGAGGAAGAAAGGAAUAUAAUGGUGGGUGAAGUUGUUGCUCAGAUGGAUUUGUGCUGAUGAAAUAAUUGGUCGGAAGAGGAAAAAGCAAUUAAAAACCCAAUACCUUUUUUUGUCUGAAUUUUUAAAAGCGCAAUACUUGCAUAUAUUUUCUUUUGUUUCCGAAUUUUCUAUGGUGAAAAAAUAAUGUAGAUACGUCCGGUAUGGCGGUAUGUAAUUAAUUGCUUCCCGGGAAAAGAAACAAACAAGUAUACUCUUUAUUUAAUAAAUUAAAUAAUACGCAA
This is a messenger RNA of Brassica rapa (field mustard), 1745 nucleotides long. Its product is annotated as glycosyltransferase family 92 protein RCOM_0530710-like. Gene Ontology annotation, molecular function: glycosyltransferase activity. The record is from RefSeq and is a predicted model, not a curated record. Gene Ontology annotation, cellular component: cytoplasm. Lineage: Eukaryota; Viridiplantae; Streptophyta; Magnoliopsida; Brassicales; Brassicaceae.